Molecule: messenger RNA, 1406 nt
Organism: Microplitis demolitor
Lineage: Eukaryota; Metazoa; Arthropoda; Insecta; Hymenoptera; Braconidae
Gene: PCNA
Product: proliferating cell nuclear antigen
Exons: 4
Coding region: 186-974 (262 amino acids)
Biological process (GO): leading strand elongation; translesion synthesis; regulation of DNA replication
Cellular component (GO): PCNA complex
Molecular function (GO): DNA polymerase processivity factor activity; DNA binding
Source: RefSeq, a predicted model, not a curated record
AAAACGCGGGAGAAUAAAUAAAGAACACGAGGGAAAACUAAGGCUAGCAUUUUUACAUCGCACUUAGUGAUACUUAGUGGGCUGGUUUAUUUGUCGAGUUGCUUGUCCGGCUAAAUCUUACAAUUUAUCUCACAUAUAUUACAGUUGAUUAAUUUAUUAAGUGUAAAAAUAAAUAAUAAAUCAAGAUGUUUGAAGCAAGAUUAAUUCAGAGUGCUAUUCUGAAAAAAGUUUUGGAUGCAGUAAAAGAUCUUUUGUCCGAAGCAACUUUUGAAUGUUCCGAUUCAGGGAUCCAAGUCCAAGCCAUGGACAACGCUCACGUUUCCUUGGUCUCAUUAAAUUUAAGAAGUGAUGGAUUUGACAAAUACCGAUGUGACAGAAAUCUCUCAAUGGGAAUGAGUAUUCCAACCAUGGCGAAAGUCCUGAAAGGAGCUGGAUCUGAGGAUACCGUUACUCUACGAGCUGCUGAUAAUCCCGACACAAUAACAUUUAUUUUUGAGCCAUCCGGUAAAGAAAAAUUAGCCGAGUAUGAGGUCAAACUCAUCAACAUGGACCAGGAACAUCUUGGAAUUCCGGAAACAUUUUACUCAUGUGUCGUUAAAAUGCCAUCAGCUGAAUUCGCUAAAAUAGUACGUGAUCUUUCUCAAUUUGGUGAAACUGUAGCCAUUGCAUGCUCCAAAGAAGGAAUUAAAUUUUCCGCAGCCGGAGAUUACGGAAGUGCAAACGUGAAGUUGGCUCAAACAGCAGAUGACUCAAAUCCUGAGGAGGCAGUUGUUAUUGAAAUGCAAGAAACUGUUAAACAAUCAUUCUCCUGUCGUUAUUUGAAUAGUUUUGUCAAAGCAACACCUCUCUGUAGCCAAGUAAUGCUAUCUUUAUCGGCCGAUGUUCCUCUUGUUGUUGAAUAUAAGAUUGGAGAUAUAGGGCAUAUUAGAUAUUAUUUAGCGCCUAAAAUCGAUGAAGAAGAAGAAAACUCAUAAAUACUAGCGACUGUAUAAAUAUUUUUUUUUCCUAAAAGACCUUCAUCAUUUCCCUAUCAUUGAGAAUAUUUAGUAUUAAAAUUUUUUUUUUCUCAAUGAAUGUCAAAAUAAGUUAAAUAUUUGAUUUACAUGCGUUUAUGUAAAGGAUUAUAUUUAAAUGCCUCAGUGCCUUCAUAAAAUAAAUAAAAGAAUAAUAAGAAAAUAGUAAUUAUUAUUUUUGAUUGAGAAUAACAGAGAUUAAGAAUGAAAUAAAAUUAACUGUAUAUUUUUUAAGAUAAUAUAUUAUUCAAAUUUUACAUUUAAAAGUUUUGGCUUGUCACAGUGCUAGAAGAGAAUAACGCAGAAUCGACGCAUUUUUUGUAAUAGUGUGACAAUUUACAAUUAGUUAUAUAGAUCGUAUCAGUACGAAUAAAUUUUCAUUAUACAUAAUAA